AUGCCUAUCCCAUGUAUCUGCGAGAAAGCGCGCGGAGGGGCUCACGGCGCUCAUGCAGCGGUUGCAGGACGAAGAGCAGCUACAGCGGCCUUCGCGAUCGCUUUGCGCGCCGCAUUUGCAGACAAAACCCUGAAGGUGGAAACAUUUCAUGCUGAAGGCCUCACGGUGCUCCUCGUAGCCGCCCAGAUACUGGAAAGCCUCAUAGAUGAGCUCACAGUCCCAGAUGCGUACUUCCACUCACCGCUGUUUAUGGAGGUGCUGGACAACGUAUGCCUUUGCGUGACAAGCGGCUUCUCUGAGAGGGCUCAGCAGCUCUUGCUGCGGCUUUGCGUGCGACGGGGUCUUGGGGAACCUAUAUGCGCGAGGGGCUUCGCUUUCCUUGGCGCUUCUGCUGCUGCUGAGCAGCAGGAACUCGCUGCCCUUUCUGCGGAAGCUGUUACCACCAACACGGCAGCGUUCAAACCCGAUAAUUCUAGACGGCAUGGCGUGGCCUUGAGAAACAGAAGUCGGCUGGUCUGGCUAGGCUUGCUGCAGCAUAUCGUGUCCACCCACGGUAUUAACCACGCGACCAGUAGCAGGAGCAGUCCCACCAGCGGUGGGAGCCACCUGGCAGAGAGUCACUUGCAAACCCUCAAGGUCCUCACCUCGUUAGGAAGCCCGGAGGUUCGAACGGCAACGGCAGCCCUAGCAAGCUGCUUGCCACAACCGGCGCAAACGGCAAGUUCUUACUCUAAUGCUUCCAAGGCGUUGCCCAUGUGCCUGUUCUGCCUUCUCCGAUCGUCUUCUCUCGUGGGCAGCGGCAUGGACGAGCACUUUUCCGAGGCAUGCCCGUGCCUUGCUCUCUGCAGCCAUUGUAGCACUGUACUCGAGAGAAGAAGCUUAGGGCAAGAUGAAGUGGUCGCAUGUCGAGGCUUAGGGCUCCCGUGGGCAGCACUCUACGCAAGAGAUGGUCCUGUGAACUUCGUCGCAGGGCAUACAUUAUGCUGCUCCGUUGCCUUUUUGAAUUUUUUUGCUGCGGGGAUGUGUUCAGCUCCCCCAGACACAGAGCACGGUUACUGUAUGUACUGCGAUGCUUGCUUGGGGCCCCAGCUUGAAGUGUGGAGGCACCACCUGCUGCACUGUUGCGAUAAGAACCCCCGUAAUCGCAAACACCAGCAGCAAGGGGAAGCAAGCGCUGCGGUUGAUGCUGGGAAUCCCGAGCAGACGAAUGAGGAGUGUGCGCAACUCCAACAUCAAAAGCAGGGGUAA
This is a messenger RNA of Cyclospora cayetanensis, 1248 nucleotides long. RefSeq lists its product as uncharacterized. Bases 1 to 1248 code for a protein of 415 amino acids. The record is from RefSeq and is a predicted model, not a curated record. Lineage: Eukaryota; Apicomplexa; Conoidasida; Eucoccidiorida; Eimeriidae. The transcript has 7 exons.